Messenger RNA from Arctia plantaginis, 1587 nucleotides. The record is from the annotation of a GenBank genome assembly. Lineage: Eukaryota; Metazoa; Arthropoda; Insecta; Lepidoptera; Erebidae.
AUGAUAGCCAUAUGUUUUCUCCUGGCUAUCGUGGCGCUGGCACUGUACCUCCGCAAUGUCUACUCAAAAUUCUCCAACGAGGGCAUCAACCACCUCCCCAUCAUCCCGGUCUUCGGGAACCUAUUCUGGGCAUUAUUCAGCUUAGAAAACAUCACCGAGUUGAUGGCAAGGUUACGCUCGACAUUUCCAGAUGACAAAGUGGUGGGAUUAUACGAACUGUUAAAUCCUAUAUACAUUGUGCAAGAUGUAGACACCAUUAAAAAAGUCACCAUCAAAGAUUUUGACCACUUCGUUGAUAGACGAAGUUUCGUCAGUGAGUUAGACCCUACCUUCGGAAGAAGUCUAAUCAAUCUUAAAGGUGACGAAUGGAAAGAAAUGCGUUCCACGCUAAGUCCAGCGUUUACCAGCUCCAAGAUUCGUCUGAUGGUGCCUUUUAUGGUCGAUGUUGGAGAAGAAAUGAUUAAGGUUCUUAGCAAAAGAAUUAAUGAUUCUGAAAGUCAAAACAUUGACGUCAAUACUAAAGAUCUCACCACCCGGUAUGCAAACGACGUGAUUGCUUCAUGUGCUUUCGGCUUAAAAGUGGACUCUCAGUCUGUGGACAGCCCUUUCUAUGUGAAAGCCAAAGAUGUUGUCACAUUCGGUGUAUCGAAAAUGAUGAAGAUUUUCUUCUUCAGAUGUCUUCCAACACUUGCUAAUAUGAUGAAAAUGUCGUUGUCUUCACCCGAGACCUCCGGUUUCUUCACAGACGUGGUACUGUCCACUAUAGAGGAACGUGAGAAAAAUAAAAUCAUCAGACACGACAUGAUCAACAUUCUCAAUGAGAUAAAGAAAGGAAACUUGAGACAUGAUGAACACACAAAUGUUGACAGUGGCGCCGGUUUUGCUACGGUGGAAGAGUCAAAUAUUGGCAAAAAAUCGCACAAUAGAGAUUGGUCAGACAACGAUUUGGUAGCACAAGCAGUUAUAUUUCUCUUGGCUGGCUUCGACACAGUUUCAACGGCAAUGACAUUCAUUAUUCAUGAACUGGCUUUAAAUCCUGAUGUACAAGAGAAGUUGGUACAAGAAAUAAAAGAAUAUGAUCAGAAGAACGGUGGUCAGUUGGAUUUCACAUCAAUACAGAGUAUGAAGUAUAUGGAUAUGGUUGUGUCAGAGGGUAUGCGCCUGCAUCCCCCCGCUCCGUUCCUAGAGAGACUAUGCGUGAAAGACUACAAUUUUGGCAGAGUGAACAAAGCCGCAACUAAAGACUUAAUAGUCCGCAAGGGUACAGCUGUUGGAUUCCCGAUUUACGUUUUCCACCGCAACCCACAACUCUUUCCUGAUCCCCUUAAGUUUGACCCUGAGCGUUUCUCCGACGAAAACAAACACAACAUAAAACCUUUUUCUUACAUGCCUUUUGGACUGGGACCAAGAAAUUGCAUCGGUUCUCGUUUUGCUCUCUGUGAAGUCAAGGUGAUGCUUUAUCAACUUAUUCGUAAAAUCAAAGUGAGUCCCUGCGAAAAAACUGCAAUUCCUCUUGAAUUAUCCAAAGGAUUUCUAAUAGACAUUCAUAAUGGCGCGUGGGUUCGAUUCGAACUUAGACAAGACUAA